AUGGCUGACAAGAUGGAUCGCGGCCUUGAUGAGAUCAUUGCUGAUACUCGCUCCAAUCGACCUCGCAACAACAACAACAACAACCGUGGUCAGGGUCGCCGACGUGAACCCCGUAAUGAUUUCCCUCGCGAUGGUGUCAGAAAGGUUGACCUCCCUCGCCCUCCAAUGAUGCCUAGUCGACCUGUACAACCCUCCUCGCAACUCGUCCUUUCGGUGCUCGGAGCUCUUUAUGUUCGCGACGAAUCACGAAACCUCGACAGUGAAUGGGUCCAUGACCGAUUUGAGGAAAACAACAAUCGCAGAGCACCUGCUCCUCGUCGUCGCCGCGACUCCCCAGACCAGGAGUCCAAGGGCGCAAAGAUCCGUGUCGAUAACAUCCACUACGACCUUACCGAGGAUGACCUCGAGGAGCUUUUUCGAAGAAUUGGACCUGUCACCCGUCUACAGCUGCGCUAUGACCGCUCUGGUCGGUCUGAAGGUACCGCCUACGUAACCUACGAAUCGAAGGAAGAUGCUCAGGAGGCGGUCAAGCAGUUUGAUGGUGCAAAUGCCAACGGUCAACCUAUUCGAUUGGCCCUCCUACCUAACCGAAACCCCUUUGAUACUGCCAUUAUGCCUGGUCGUCCAUUGGCGGAACGUAUCUCGAGCCCAGGAGACAGAAGAUCUCAUUCACCCCACCGCCGGUAUGACGACGACGAUGCUGCCCGCAGGGGAAUUGACAGAUACACUCCCGGUCAGGGUGCUCGACGUAGCCCCAUGCCCCGUGGCGGACGCGGUCAAGGCCGUGGUCAAGGUCAAGGUCAGGAUCGAGGUGGUCGUCGUCCUGGAGCUCGGCGCGAGGGAAGAGAGGGAGGCCGAGAUGGAGGCAGAGAUCAGGAGAGUGGUCGCGGCGGACGAGGCAACCCUCGUGCCAAGAAGACGCAGGAGGAGCUGGACGCCGAGAUGGCGGAUUACUUUGGCGGAGAGAGUGCGCAGGCCGCAGAGCCCAGCAACCAGCAGGAUGCGCCUCCUGCUCAGGCACCUGCAGCUGCACCUGCACAGGCCCAGGCGCAAGCUGCUACUGACGAUAUCGACAUGAUUGAGUAG
Fusarium sp. VM40 is the source of this 1086-nucleotide messenger RNA. The record is from the annotation of a GenBank genome assembly. NCBI's taxonomy places the organism in Eukaryota, Fungi, Ascomycota, Sordariomycetes, Hypocreales, Nectriaceae.